AUGCAUGUUUCUUCAUAAACCGAAUCUAAAGAAUGAAUAAGUUGGGCUGCAGGUGUAUUCACAGAAUCAAUAACUUGUUACGGGGAGGACUGGCUGCUGAAAAACCAGUAAACUGUCCCUGCUUGGAAAAAAAAAAAAAAAAAAAAAAAAAAAAAAGUUUGUGAAAGUGGCCUGACGUCACACUCCCACAAUGCUUACCGCCCCAUAACUCCGCUGCAGCCUGAGGGGAGCCAGACUCACUCUCAGGCCCCGAAUAUUGAAAAAUUAUUGAAAAAAAUCGGAAAAAAUAAGCAAACAACAGAUCGAGGGGAGAAAAGAGCGGGGAGCGGUGGCGUGGGCUCUCCCACGGUGGGUGUCUGGUCCGGUCCGAGAUGGAAGGUUACCGGGGCUCCAUGUGAGAUUGACUAAUGCGGUGCUGGAAACUUUUUGGACAGUAAAAAUGCAGAGCAGUGUUUCCCACUCACCGCCAACCAUAGCUGUUGGGACUGGGUGAGGAGGAGAGAACAAGAGAUUGAAGUAGAGGAGCGACUAAAGUACAGAGAGAAGGCAAGUGCAGAGACAAAAGAAGGACAAGUUCAACAGAUUUUGUAUCGAUGUUUCCGCUGGAUCGUUGGCCCUUCCUGUGAGCUCUUGAGUGCCUUCUUUUUCGACAGCCCUUCCCUACCCAAAACUUCCCACGUUGAGCCUGCAAGGCAGGGGAGCCACAAGUGAGUUUUCAUGGCAGCGGCACUCUAGGGCUGCCAUGGCAGCUGCUGCCGCCGAUGCCUCACAACGUAUUACCGCACUGACGCCGGAGGAAGAGGGACGACGGACUGCCGCCAAGCUGUUUGGGAGCGCAGCCCCGCUGCCACGGACAGAGAGAGAGAGAGAGCGAGAGAGGGGGAAAGAGAGAGAGAGGGAGAGGGAAGAAGGAGAAGAGGUAGGGAAAGCGAGUGGGAACGAGUGUUUGGUGUGCGGGGCCCUGUUUGCCUCACAGGAGAAGCUCCGGCUCCACGCCUUGAGUCACACAGGAGAGAAACCCUUCCACUGCUCACAGCCACACUGUCCUAAGGCCUUCAGCUCCAAAUACAAGCUCUUCAGGCAUAUGGCCACACACUCUCCACAGAAGACCCAUCAGUGCUCGUAUUGUGAGAAAAUGUUCCACCGCAAAGACCACCUAAAGAACCACCUGCAGACCCAUGACCCCAACAAGGAGGCCUUCAAGUGUGAGGAGUGUGGGAAGCACUACAACACAAAGCUGGGAUAUAAGCGCCAUGUGGCCAUGCACUCUGCCACAGCAGGAGAUCUCACCUGUAAAGUGUGCAUGCAGAGCUACGAGAGCACUCCCGUGCUCUUGGAGCACCUCAAGAGCCACUCUGGGAAGUCUUCUGGUGGCGCCAAGGAGAAAAAACACCCGUGCGACCACUGUGACCGUCGUUUCUACACGCGGAAGGAUGUGAGACGGCACAUGGUGGUCCACACGGGUCGAAAGGACUUCCUGUGCCAGUAUUGUGCCCAGCGCUUCGGCAGGAAGGACCAUCUGACACGCCACGUGAAGAAGAGCCACUCACAGGAGCUACUGAAGAUCAAGACGGAGCCUCCUGAUAUGUUAGGUCUUUUAGCAUCUGGGUCACCACCUUGCUCUGUGAAGGAGGAGCUCAGCCCCAUGAUGUGCGGCAUGGGUCCCAAUAAAGACCCCAUGAUGGGCAAACCGUUCCCAAGUGGGGCCCCUUUUCCGAUGGGCAUGUACAACCCCCACCAUCUCCAGGCCAUGUCUAAUUCUGGGGUGGGUCACCCACACCCGUCCCUGAUGCCCAGUCCCUUGUCUGCAGCUAUGGGCAUGGGCUGUCACAUGGAAUCCCCUGGACCUCUUCACCCACACUCCCAUCACCACCACCAUCAUCACCACCAUCACCACCACCACCAUUCCCCUCCGCUGCCCCCACACCACCAGCCUCCGGCUCCCCAGCAGCAGCACCAGCCCCAGCCAGCCCCCAAAUACCAGCUGGGAUCUACCUCAUACCUGCUGGACAAGCCCUUGAAAGUGGAGAUGGAGAGCUUCCUCAUGGAUCUGCAGAGUGGCUCGCCAGGCCCGGUUCCCUCUGCAGAGCCACAUGCUGCUGCCUCACCCCCCAAGGACGGACUGGAGCCCACCUCGGGCCUGGUGGAUGAGCUUUGUGGGGAUCACCUCCUGUCCAAGAGCCCUGCGGUGAUCGCUGAGUCUCUGUGUGCUGCUAACAUGGACUUCUCCCACCUGCUGGGGUUCCUGCCCCUCAACCUGCCUCCCUACAGUGCCCCUAUGAGCACGGGAGGGCUGGUGAUGGGUUACACCUCAUCCGCGACCCCCUCCUCUUCUUCUUCCUCUUCUUCCUCAUCUCUGCACGCUGCCGAGCCCCAUGCUGCAGCAGUCGCCGCGGCAGCAGCUGCCGUCGCUACGGCACCUCUUACCUCUUUGCAACCGCAACCUCAGGAGCAGCAGAGCUCCAGCGGGGGUCUGGGCCUCGGACCCCUGCACCCCCUCCCACCAGUGUUCAGCUCCAGCCUUAGUACCACCACGCUGCCUCGCUUCCACCAGGCCUUCCAGUGAGAGAGCUAGCCUUCUGCCCAGCCCAGCCCCACCCAGCCAAGAUGGUCCCCAUACCAGCCUCAGUGUGGAUAUUUGGGGUUGUGGCUCUUGAAACGGCCUGGUGAUGAAGUUGGAGAAUUAGAAUAAGUAAAUACACGAAAAUGAACACUUAGAAGCCUUAAAUGAAAGUGCACAAAAGCUUUUGAUUGAGCCUUACAAGGAAGUUAAACUCCUUUAAACAAAAAGGAAAAGGUGAGAAAAGAAGCUGAAGCAGCUUUUAUUUGGGCUUUUUCCCCCCUUAUCCUAUAGUUAUAACAAUGUAUUAACCCAUCCUUUUUAUUUCCAUUUACUUUCCCUUUUUAUCCCCCUUCCAUCCCCUAUUUAGUAGUAUAGAGGGCAGGAUCAGUAGGCCAAAAGGCGUGGUACUGCAUACUUUAAGUAAUAAUAUAAAAAAAAAAAUCAAAGAUAAUUUUUAGUGAAAAUUAUCUGUCUUGUUGUGACCCAGAAAAAAAAUAGUUUGAAGUGGAUAUUUUGUUUUACUUUAUUUUUCUUUUCCAUAUGUAAAAACAUGGUAGAAUGUGUCUCAUCUUGAGUUUUGAACCACCCACUCUAAUAACCUAAACGUCAUGAUCAGUACAGAGAGUCUUUCCUCUCUCUCUCCCAGUGAAGGAAUGAAGAGAUACAGACAUUGAGUCGAACGAUUGAAACCUUAACUCUAAAAUUCUCCUCUAGGUGAUUAGACGAGAGCCACAAAAGCCCCCUCUGCGUCUGAAAAAGUGCUCUUUAAACAAGGAAAAAAUUAGAUGGAUGUCCCCGUUAUUUUCUUUUAACUGUAACUGAUGUGCUCCUAGAGUCAGGUCAGUUUGAAUGAAAAUAGCUCACUAAAUGAAAAUAGACUCUUAUCAUGUGAUUGAUAAGAAACCUGUUUGCUUCCAGACACACACGGCUACGCAUUUUUAAAGAAAAGGAGGAAAAAAGAAAAAUGAGUGAAAGUGUGUGGAAAUGAUGUCAUAUCACGAUGGCUUUUUAACUGUUCCCCCAAGAGAAGCACUUUUUUUUGAAGGCACUUGACCUUCAGGAAUCUCCUCGGGAAACCUUUUUGUCUCCUUUCUUCGUGACUCCUAGAGGUUUCCACUGCUUGAGACUUUCUCCUCACUCUCCUUCCUUCACCUGUCUCCCUUCUAACAGUUACCUUUAAAAGCCCCCAUCAUAAUCGCAUAAUGAGAAUUGCAGCUGCUUCUCGGCUGCGCAGCAUACCUAAAAUAUCUAUUUUUUUGGAACAAACACAUCUUUAGGCAGUCUUUAAAAAAAAGAUGCAUCAUCAUUGUGAUGAUGAACCCUGACAUAUGUGAAUGGCAAAAAAAAAAACAAAAGAACUUCAGUGACAGAUGAGUAAAAAUGUGUUGAAAGAAUGUUAUUGCAGUGUACGAAAUAUCUCAAAAAUGAAUAUUAUUAUUGCUUUUAUCUCAGUAAGGUGUAUUUUAGGUAGACGUAUUAAAACUAAGUGAUGAUGUUUUUGAUGUCUGGCAGGUUUACAUUUGUGUGUAUCUUGCAUUUUUUUUUUGAUCAAACAAAUGGAUGAAGUAUUAGCUUUUUCCCUUAAGCUUUCUCUGUCAUAUCCAAUCUUUACCUUUACAUGUACUUGAGUUAGUAUAGCGGAAUCAGAACUGUGGAUGGGAAGUAUCUAUAGAAGGCUGUUAGUGGCUUAAUAAUCAAUUAGGAUUUGAACUAGAUAGAUUGUUGGGAUGCUGACAUGGAUGGCCUACGAAGCUAUGACUGUAGGUCUUUAUCCAGUGGAAUACGUAAACCCCUGUGCUGUGGCGAAAUCCCAGCCGAUCUCACCACCAGCUCAGUGGAUGUCUCAGAGUUUAGAUCCUUUCUAACCAUUCACCACCAGCCUAUAAAAACAUGAGCCCAAAGUAAACCUAAGCUUCAAAGUGAAAUAGGUGCUCUUUAUCUAGCGCUGUCUGUGGCAUGACCAACACAUCUGGCAUAUCCGUGACUUCACACAGAGCUGAGCUCCUGCAUCAUCUGUGAUAGUUCAUUUUGUGCAGAAAUGUCAUUCCAGUCGUAGAAGAAGAAGACCCUUUCACUUUGCUGAUAGCAGUCGUCAUGCCACAGGCGGGCCCCGAUCACCAUUAAAUGUUGUGUAAAAAAAAAAAAAAACAAAGAAAAAAAACAGGAAAAACUUAGCACAUAGAAAUGAAACAUAAAAUACAUAUUG
Epinephelus lanceolatus (giant grouper) is the source of this 4769-nucleotide messenger RNA. RefSeq names its product pleiomorphic adenoma gene-like 2 (gene plagl2). Gene Ontology annotation, biological process: regulation of immune system process; negative regulation of transcription by RNA polymerase II; regulation of cytokine production. The record is from RefSeq and is a predicted model, not a curated record. NCBI's taxonomy places the organism in Eukaryota, Metazoa, Chordata, Actinopteri, Perciformes, Serranidae. Gene Ontology annotation, molecular function: DNA-binding transcription activator activity, RNA polymerase II-specific; DNA-binding transcription repressor activity, RNA polymerase II-specific; RNA polymerase II cis-regulatory region sequence-specific DNA binding. Gene Ontology annotation, cellular component: nucleoplasm.